UCAAACAUUGUUGUGAUUCUUUGUUGUGAUUCGUGUUGUGAUUAGUAAAAGAAGGUUAAAAGCGUUAAAAGUUUCUCUUUAUUUCUAAUCUUUAUGAGAAAUAUUGUAAAUAAUACUAAACGUUAAACAAUUUCUUAUAGCUUAAUAUAAAAUAUAAAUGACAACACGUGUCUGAAUAUAUGUUAAUAAAACGAAUUAAGUUCAAUAGGUGAUAAUUUUAUUUUAAGUCUAUGGUGAUAACUGAUCUGUAUUUGGUAUUUGGUGUUCUUCUGGUGUUCUUCAAGAUAACUCCUUAUAGCUGAACUGAACUUUUUCUCUUUCUGGUACUGCCCCUUUUUUUAUUAGGAACUAUGGAUAACAUAGACGAAGUAGAUUUAAAACCCCCAACAGAUACUGGUUUUAAUAAUGAAUUAUUCAGUGUGGAGCAUGUUAAACAAGAAAAUAAUGUUUUAGAAGAAAAUUUAAAUGAAGUAUCAUCAGAUAUUAAGUUGGAACCUGAUAUCCAAAUUUUUGAGUUUAUCAACAUCGAAGACAAUAAACAUGAAAAACAUAUCCAAACUAUGGUAGCAUCUGAAGAAAAUUUAGAAAUGGUGAAGGAAUCGAAUGAAUCAGAGAAAAAUGUCUAUAGAUGCUCCAUAUGUAGCUACCGAACGACACGUAAGUUCUGUCUUACCAACCACAAGAAAAGUCACUUGGCAUUGGAAGAACGACAGAUGUUUGCUUGUGCGCAUUGUGACAACAAAUAUAAAACAAGAGGCGGUUUACAAUACCACCUUGAUAAUAAUCAUAUUGAUUUUAGGACAAAGGAAUUGAAGAAACCGCAGGAAAAGAUCUACAGAUGUGCCAUAUGUUCCUACCGAACAGAACAUAAGUCAUGUCUUAAGCGACACGAGAAAAUUCACUUGGCGCCGGAAGAACGACAGUCGUUUGCUUGUGUGCUCUGUGACAAAAAAUAUCUGACAAAAGUGGGCUUAAAAGACCACUUUAAGGAUAAUCAUAUUGAUUCCAGCCCAAUAGAUACUGCUUAUAAUAAUGAAUUAUUCAGUGUGGAACAUGUUAAACAAGAAAAUGAUGUUUUAGAAGAAAAUUUAAAUGAUGUAUCAUCAGAUAUUAAGUUAGAACUCCCAACAGAUACUGCUUUUAAUAAUGAAUCAUUCAGUGUGGAACAUGUUAAACAAGAAAAUAAUGUUUUAGAAGAAAAUUUAAAUGGAGUAUCGUCAGAUAUUAAGUUAGAACCUCCAACAGAUACUGCUUUUAAUAAUGAAUCAUUCAGUGUGGAACAUGUUAAGCAAGAAAAUGAUGUUUUAGAAGAAAAUUUAAAUGGAAUAUCAUCAGAUAUUAAGUUAGAACCUGAUAUCCAAACUUUUGAGUUUAUCAACUACGAAGACAAUAAACAUGAAAAACAUAUCCAAGCUAUGGUAGCAUCUGAAGAUAAUUUAGAAAUGGCGAAGGCAUCGAACGAAUCGCAGAAAAAAGUCUAUAGAUGUUCCACGUGUAACUACAAAACGGCACGUAAGUUCUGUCUUACCAACCACAAGAAAAGUCACUUGGCAUUGGAAGAACGACAGAUGUUUGCUUGUGCGCAUUGUGACAGCAAAUAUAAAACAAGAGGCGGUUUACAAUACCACCUUGAUAAUAAUCAUAUUGAUCCCAGGACAAAGGAAUUGAAGAAACCACCGGAAAAGACCUACAGAUGUGCUGUAUGUCACUACCGAACAGAACAUAAGUCAUGUCUUUGGCAACACGAGAAAAUUCACUUGGCGCCGGGAGAACGAGAGUCGUUUGUUUGUGUGCUCUGUGACAAAAAAUACCUGACAAAAGGAGGCUUAAAAGACCACCUUAAGUAUUAUCAUAUUGAUUCCAAGACGAAAGAAUUGAAUAAAUCGAAAAAAAAGGUCUAUGGAUGUCCUACAUGUAGCCACCAAGCAGGAGAUAUGUCAGCCCUUAGGCGACACCAGGCAGUUCAUUUGACACCGGAAGAACGACAGAUGUAUGGUUGUGCGCACUGUGACAAAAAAUAUAUGUCUAAAAGUGACUUAAGACGUCACUUUGAGGCUAAACAUACCAGAUCAAAGGAAGUGCAGGAAAAGGUCUAUAAAUGUGGAAAAUGUCACUAUGAAACACUACGUAGAUCAUAUUUUACAAAACACGAGCAAGUUCACUUGGCACCGGAAGAACGACAGAUGUUUGCCUGUGAGCAGUGCGACAAGAAAUAUAUGUCAAAUUGUAGGUUACAAGAUCACGUUAAGCGUAAUCAUACUGAAUCCAGACUGAAAGAAUCGCAAAAAAAGUUCAGAUGUUCCAUAUGCAGCCACAAAUCACGAGAUAUGGCAAACAUUAGACGACACGAGGUAAUUCACUUGACACUGGAAGAACGACAGAUGUUUGGUUGUGCGCAUUGUGGCAGGAAAUAUAGAUCAAAAAAGGGUUUACAAGAUCACCUCAAGCGCGCUCAUAUUGAUUCCGGAAAUGCUGAUUGUAUAUCUCCAGCUGAUGAAAAAUUCGUAAUUGAUGAAUACACUCCACAUUUGGAUGACUUUAGACAUGCUGAACGUUUACCGGUGACUAAUAAAGUAAAAUCGGAAGAUUUUUUAAAAAUAGAAAUUGAUGAUGAUGACACCCCGAUUUUAAAUAAAGAAAUGCAAGAUGACAUUAGAAAUACUGAAAAUAUUUCUGUAACUCGGGAGUUAUAUAUUAAGUUAGAAGAUUUUAUAAAAAUGGAACCUAAACGAAGACGUUCUGUUUCUGGAUGAAGAUUCCCGUUUUUAGAGGAAUGUAGAAUGAGUGAGAGGGGGGGUUAAUCACUGCGACCUUAAAGAUCUAUUGUGCCUUGAGUUAUCACACAG
Molecule: messenger RNA, 2846 nt
Organism: Sitophilus oryzae (rice weevil)
Lineage: Eukaryota; Metazoa; Arthropoda; Insecta; Coleoptera; Curculionidae
Product: oocyte zinc finger protein XlCOF22-like
Exons: 17
Coding region: 351-2753 (800 amino acids)
Biological process (GO): regulation of transcription by RNA polymerase II
Cellular component (GO): nucleus; chromosome
Molecular function (GO): chromatin insulator sequence binding
Source: RefSeq, a predicted model, not a curated record